Messenger RNA from Saccostrea echinata, 1708 nucleotides. RefSeq lists its product as uncharacterized. The record is from RefSeq and is a predicted model, not a curated record. The coding region runs from base 1 to 1491 and encodes 496 amino acids. NCBI's taxonomy places the organism in Eukaryota, Metazoa, Mollusca, Bivalvia, Ostreida, Ostreidae. The transcript has 8 exons.
AUGAGGCAUUUAAUGGCACAAAGCACGGUGUAUCUUCUUGUUGGAAUUUUUCUAAUAAAUAAACAUAAUGCAUCUCAGAUCUGUAAUUUGGGAAAGGUUCAUCUAUACAACACUUCGAUAUCAUCAGAAUAUGAAUAUAGUAAGAUAGAAGGGACUCCAAGGCUCUCAGCAGAGAAAGCAUUGGAUGGGAAAUAUCACAAUCACUCACACGGAUGUGCCGGGUCAAACGUCAUGAAAGCCUUUGGUGAGGCUUGGUGGCAAGUGACCUUCAAGUCGGCUUCCAAGAUCUUUAAAAUAAACUUGGUCUUCAGGGAGCAGUAUACCCGACAUGCUGGCUACUAUGUGUUCAUCACAAAUCGGACAGUGACAUAUAGUGAACUGACCUCUUUUGACCCCGUUUACCACGACGAAGAACCUAGCCCAAGCCAACAAAUGACAAUCAUUUUUCCUGAGGGUCACGCUGGUGUACAGGUGUUUCUUUAUGUCAACAAAUCAAAUCCAUCAACGGAAAACUAUGCUGUGAUUGAGCCGUGUGAGGUGGAAAUAUAUGGAUGUGUUGAUGAACUUAAUCAUGAAUGCGCUUGCUCAAGCGCAAUUGCUGGAGAGAAACUGACCCGUUGGAAUUCGACAGUGAUUUUUGAACAUGGAUCGUUUUCACUCAGGUGUGAUAGCAAUUACCUGUCUCUGAUGAAUGUGACGGAGUUUGAAAAAUCUCAGAGCAUUUCAAUGUUAACUGAAUGUGAUGGUAAACAACAGUGUUCAUUGAAAACUGAUUCAACCAUUGAAGGGAAAUCCAUCAGUUUCUUCUGCUAUAAUAAAUGCCUCAAUAAAAACUACACCAACACUCUUCUCAAAUAUAAUUUUGCUGAGGAUAUAGGACAAUAUCCUUAUGACGUAAGAGAUCCGUUCACUGCGUUCCUUAAGUCACGUGUCUUUGAGUGUGAAGAACGACACGUCUUGACUGAUGGGAAUCUCACACUUCAGUGUAGAGAGAACAGACAGUGGUCAGGAAAAGCUCCUGUGUGCAAUGUCACUUGCCAGGAGCCUGAUCAUGAAAAUGACACUACUAUUCUUGAGUAUGGCAAGUCACCGAUGUAUUUUAAGGAUGAUAAUGUGACAUACACAUGUAAGAAAAACCAUCGUCACGUAGAUGGCAAUCUCAUAAGAGUAUGUAACGAAACUGGUGAUUGGACAGGAAAGAAACCAGUUUGUAAACGCUGUAAGUGUCCAUGUGACAGGGUAAGAUCUCAGAAUUUUAUCAGUGAUCCACAGGUUCUUAAAAUCAGAUUAGACAAACUGAAGAAAGAACUAGAAGUCCAUAAAGAAAAACUGUCUAAAACAGUGAGAGCAAAGACAUGUGCCAAGGAUGAAAGGACGUCUGUAAGGGGCAUCGGCUCUGUUCUAGGUGUUGGUAUUAUCACCUUUAUGUUGAUAACCAUUGUUUGUAGUGACUUCCCAUUGCUAUACAGACAUAUCCGGUAUGGACCUUAACUCUUGCUUACUGUUAACAGUUCUUUUAAUUCCUUCGGUAAACCCUGUUUGUUGAAUUGUUCCUAUGGUUUAAAGGCAUUAUGUUAUAUAUAAAUGCACUCAAAUGAGUACAGAAUCGGUCUAUAUUCUAUAUUUUUAAAAAAAAAUCACACAAGCAACAUUGAAUCAAAAUUUUAGUCAUAUUCCAAAUCUUAUAAAUCCAAAAUUUUUAUCGAAA